This is a messenger RNA of Stylophora pistillata, 2330 nucleotides long. RefSeq lists its product as uncharacterized. Gene Ontology annotation, molecular function: signaling receptor activity. NCBI's taxonomy places the organism in Eukaryota, Metazoa, Cnidaria, Anthozoa, Scleractinia, Pocilloporidae. The record is from RefSeq and is a predicted model, not a curated record. Gene Ontology annotation, cellular component: plasma membrane.
UUUGUUUCCUUUUACAUCAGCGCACAGAAGGACAGAGGAAACCCUCUUCCAACGAUGACUCUCUCAUCAUUAGAGGGAAAAUAUGCCACUCCAGCAAAUGGUACCAAAAAGAGGUCUAUUCACGAUUCCAAAGCCAAAGAAUAUGAAACAGAGAAUAUGCUUUAUCAAAGCGCCGACAGCCCCGACAGCCCCGAAACUUACAUUGCUGCGAAAAAAGAAGUAGCCCCGUAUGACAGUUGUCCCGUGCUUAUCAUCACAGAAAAUCCUCUUCCAAUGGGUUUCUCUUCUCCAACCAAGAAGAUUGCUGACCAGGGAUACGAAUUAAUAAAGCCACCGAACGGUGUAGCACAGAGUCAUUACAGUCUCCCAGAUAAAAAGCCUCCAAAAGCGAGAUCCAUCGAAAAUCCCAAUUACGAGAAGACGUUACCAAUAACGCAGAACUACGAGUAUGCGAAACCAGAAAUUAAGACGGAGGCCAACUGUUAGCCAACAUGUGUAAACAAUGGAAACGAUAUCCCAACAACUUAAGUUUAAAUUAGAACUACUGGCUAGUUUGUGGUGUAAAUGUGUAAACUGUAGUGUGGCAAAUUUUUAGAUAAUGAAAGCGGUGCGGCACUCCGUCCAGUAGUUUUCAGUCCUAGAAUUCUGGGGUAUUGAAGUCGUUUCGGUGCUGCAGAUAAUCCCUAUUUAAUGCAUGAAAACUAUAAAAACUACAACAACAAAACAAAACAAAACUUGAUUAUGUAGUAAGGAGAGAGAAGGCCAAUCAAGAAAAAAUGAUUCUAAACGAAAGGGGAUGGUUAAACUUGAACACGUUUCUCCUCCUAUAGGAACCGCACUUACAAAGUAAAACACCUUGCGGUAGCCACAUGUAUUUGUCAAGUUUAUCUCAUAAGGAAUGCUUGCUGAGAAGAAUUUCACUUAAUAUAUUUGCAGCAUUAUAAAGAAAAGUCCUUGUAAGGUAAUUUACGCUGGCAAAGUUUAUCUUUUACAUAUAGUUAUGGUGACAUGUCGGUGUUUGGGACAAAAGAACUUGCCAAUGAAAACUUUGUAUUUAAAGACUCUUUCCUUGUCAUUUCCAAAAAGAAUUUGAUGAAAACGCGUUGUAUCGGACCUCCUCGUUUCCUUCCCAGCAUACCCCGCCAUCUUGGCCACGACAUUAUGGUCCUCGGAUUUUUAUCGCGUUUGAGCAACAAAUGGGAUAGACUGGGAACGAGUCUAAUAAUACGAUGUGGGUCUUUGUUUCUUGGUUCAACAACGUACAGAAUGGAAAAAGGAAAAUACUAGCGAUCGGUCUAGGAAAUAGCCACGAAUUUCUCAGUCUUUUAGUGGAAAGUGGGAGUAUUUGAGAAAGUUAACAAUUCCAAAAUCCAAUUAGUGACGGGUGAUAAUUUCUUUAGAUGACAUUUCACUGUCUCUUUCGACUCGGCGUCGUUUAACACGCAUCUUGUUUGCGCUUAUUUUCCAAACGUUCGAUUUGUUUCCUUCUUUAAAAGGAUUCGCGUGUGAAAGCAACUUUAAGCGUCUCUAUGUUUAAAGCACGUGUGAGUCUGGCUGUAGAAAAACUGAAUGAGGUGGUUUUAGCAUUUGAAUACAGUUUUCUCGCAGGUGUGUCGCGAGUAAAAAGGAAAUACUUUGGUUUGAAUUUACAACACAGGUUUUUGAUCAUACUUUAAUUCAAAGUAGUUUGUUUCGUUUUAAACUGUUGAUACAGAGUGAUUGUGACUACAAUUCCAUUGCAGCAAGGUUUGUGCAGGACAAUCGAUCAAACGAGUCUUGCACGCUUGCACAAUUCUUUGGAAAAUGCUCGGAUUUGUUUGCCUGUCCGGAAAGAUAGAACUACCGAUCCCGAACAUUGAUGACUUUCGCUCGGGUUCGCAAACCAUCUACUCGGUCAAUCAUCGUGUGCAAUAUUCCGAGCGCGAAAAAGACCUUUUCGUAAAAAUAAGUUCAGGUCAGUGAGGAUAUAAUAUAUAAAGUUUGCAAAAGCUUUGCUUUGUACAGACGUGUGAAUGAAAAUUUUGAUAACGAGGUCUCGUCCACAAGAUUGACUGAAAAUAGUUACUGAGUUAGCAUGGAUGGCUAAAAAGAGUGAUGCUUUUAACAGUUGCGUGGAAAUAGUAUUGUUAGUUUAUCAAUAGAGAGAAAGACGGGUUGUACAACAGGCACAAAACAGUAUUUUCGUAUGUUUUAGGACUCGAAAAGACAGAAGCAGAAAUGUUUUAUUGUUACCUUAUUUAAAAUUCACGGUUCUGUCUGUAAGUGAAGAAUUUGCACUGUAUUUAAAGAGGUUGUAUAGUAAUAAAGGCCAGACAAUAUUUUGUUCCAGA